CUGUCAUAUAUCUCGUAUCAAUAAUGUCUAACCCUCGGCAAAUGCUGUAAUAUAUUACGCGGGACCAGGCGUAUUGAGCAUAUUAUUCGUAUUACCAGCACGUCUGUUUUUGGCCCAAGCUCAAAACAUUUUCUCUCGUCACCGUCGUCGUUCGUUUCUCGUCGUCUUCUUCUUCUUCUAUCUUCAACCUCACCAUCCCCAUCUCCAUCCAUCUCUCCUCCUAUCUCAUCACCAUCUAGAUAUCCCUUCAUCUCCAUCACCUCUUUUUACUGUUUCUCUUUAAGCUGGUGCUUUUUCCAUCCGCUUUGUUUGGUAUUCUUUUAUCUUUGUCGUUGCUAGGCUUUCUGCUUCCACUGUUUCCCCUUGCUGCUGUUGUUCAACUAUCCCUUUUCACCAUGUCUCGUGGCGGCACUACUCUCUAUGUCACUGGUUUCGGCCACGGCACUCGAGCUCGAGAACUAGCCUACGAAUUCGAACGAUAUGGUCGGCUUGUUCGCUGCGAUAUCCCAGCUCCCCGUACCGCUUCUAGUCGCCUUUUUGCGUUUGUUGAGUACGAGAGCCGUCGCGAUGCCGACGACGCCUAUCAUGAAAUGCACAACAAACGUAUCGGUAGGGACGACCUUCUAAAAAUCGAGUGGGCACGUACUCCUCCAUCUGCGUCCUGGCGCUUUGAUUCCGGCCGUGACCGCCGCCGAGACCGUACUCCCCCUCGCCGUCCCCGCUCUCCAUCUCCCCGACGAGCUCGCGGAGAGUUCUCUCCCCGCAAAGAUGACCGUCGCGACCGCGAUUACGAGAGACGUGACCGCGACCGCUCGCGGAGUCCUGAUGACCGGGACCGUGAGCGGGACCGGGAUCGCGACAUGAAGGAUGAUCGCGAUAGGCGUGACGACGAUCGCGAGAAUGGAACGAAUAGUGAUGACAGGAAAGUACCCCUGGAUUCUCCAACCCCUGCUCAUGAUGAGCUGGAUACUGCUGAGUGAAUCCGAGUUUUGCAUCCCCUGAUCAAGUAACAUUUUCGCCCACCAUUUUUUUGAAAAGUACAAAUGAUGGCGGUAAUUUGCUCUGCAGUGAACCCCCCUUUUCGUCCUCGGCACUGGGAGCUAUUUGCCUGGAAACCACACUUUAAUAGGUAGCCCAUUUGAAAGUCGCAGACUGUUUCGACAAUCGGUAUUUCCUCACAAUAUAUCCAGAUAAUACACCCCUUGCAACCCCCUCUCUAUCAUUCCUCGGUUUUGUUUUUUAAAAAAGAAUGUUUUGCCCAUUUGCUUGGCUUCUGUUUUUGUUUUCUGUUUCCUGUUUACUUUGUCACUCGAAGUGUGCUUGCUAUGAGAGGGUAAUGCCGAUUUCUAUUAACAGGGGUUCAUUGUUCUGGUGAAAUCAACGAAAGCUACCAUUGUGCUCUCUCAAAAGCCUGCCCCACUUGUGGGAAGUUCAGCACUUUGUUUUCGUAAAUUUCUCCUGGGCAGCUUGCUGGUUUGGAAACGCCCACCAGUGAGUUGCUUGCCACUAUUGACUUUCUAGUUCACAGAUAGCUCCAUAAUUUGAAAAGUACGUUUUGUUUCUUCAUGGUUGAAAUAAUAUUUUAAAUUCUCUGUUUCCAAGCUCAUCAAUGUCUACCUAGAGAGGAGCCUAACAAGGCCACCUUCAUAUUGCCAAAACAAACAACGUAGCUUUCUCCACCCAAUUUGCCUUCCUCUUCAUACAAAACGAAUCAUGUUAGAGCAUAAUUUCUUACUUUUGGACAGUAAUAUUGGUAUCUAAGCUUGAAGAGAGCUUAUGAGCUGGUAGGUUACCUACGGUAGUUGUCACGAUGGGUCCCGAACCAAUUAACCAAUCAAUGAGCCAGGAAUGAGGAGACACGUUAAGGAAAGGAAGGGGUGAAGAUAAAAACCAAAAAAAAAAAAAAAAAAAAAAAAA
This is a messenger RNA of Blastomyces dermatitidis ER-3, 1917 nucleotides long. RefSeq lists its product as uncharacterized. Gene Ontology annotation, molecular function: RNA binding. The transcript is spliced from 5 exons. The coding region runs from base 396 to 980 and encodes 194 amino acids. Gene Ontology annotation, cellular component: nuclear speck. The record is from RefSeq and is a predicted model, not a curated record. Lineage: Eukaryota; Fungi; Ascomycota; Eurotiomycetes; Onygenales; Ajellomycetaceae. Gene Ontology annotation, biological process: mRNA splicing, via spliceosome.